This is a messenger RNA of Ichthyophthirius multifiliis, 1686 nucleotides long. Its product is annotated as protein kinase domain protein. Lineage: Eukaryota; Ciliophora; Oligohymenophorea; Hymenostomatida. Gene Ontology annotation, cellular component: cytoplasm. Gene Ontology annotation, biological process: peptidyl-threonine phosphorylation; peptidyl-serine phosphorylation. The annotation marks the transcript as partial. Gene Ontology annotation, molecular function: ATP binding; protein serine/threonine kinase activity; protein tyrosine kinase activity. The transcript has 4 exons. The record is from RefSeq and is a predicted model, not a curated record.
AAAGUGGAAAGAUGCCAUCAAUUAUAAAAACUGAUAAUUAUAAUGAUACAUCUGAUUACUCUUAAUAUUAAAUUUUAGAUAAUUUAGAAGAUCAAAAAUAAUUUAUAGAUGAAUAUACAGAUGAUGAUGAUCCAGGAUUUGAUCUUUAUGAAGUCCCUGAAAAGGAGUUUUUAAGGGUAGCUUAAUAAUUAGCUGAAAAAUAUGAUUUUCCAAAAAGAGCAUGUGCUAAUAUUCCUAAAAAAGAAGGACAUGAUUACCAUUAAGAUUACCCAAGAACUAUCUAAACUAAUUCAAAUUAAGAAGAUAGUUAGAUAUUAAUAAAAGAUUUAUAAAAACCAAAUUAAAUAAAAGAUGAAGAGAAAAAAUAGUUAGAUGUUAAAAAAAAUGUAAACCAAAAAAAAAACAUUUAAUUUAAUUUUUUUUUUUAAAUAAAUAUAUAAAAAAAAGAAAAAGGCAUCAAUUUAUUUACCUGAGCAUAUAAAGUUCCCUUAAACCAAAGAUGAGUUUUAUCCAGUAUAAUAUGAUAAAGUUAUUUAUGAUGUGUUUAAUCUAAAAGUUAUAUUUGAUAGAGAAAGAACAGGAUUUGAAGAGACAAAAGAUUUUCCAAUUGUAAUAAAUUCAAUUAUAGCUGGUAGAUAUUAAGUAAUGGAAUAUUUAGGAAGUGCAGCUUUUUCAAAGGCAAUUUAAUGUUUAGAUUUAGUUACAAAUAAGGUUAUGUGUAUGAAAAUUAUAGAAAAUAACAAAGAUUAUUUUGACUAAAGUAUUGAUGAAAUAAAACUUUUAAGGUUCAUAAAUUGUAAUGGAAAUGUGGAUGAAAAGAAUGUUUUAAAAUAUUAUGAUUAUUUUUAUCAUAAAGAACAUUUGUUUAUUGUUACUGAAUUACUUAAAGAUAAUCUUUAUGAAUUUUAUAAAUUCAAUAAAGAAAACGAAGCCACACCUUAUUUUACUAUUGGAAGAUUAUAAAAGAUUGCAUAUUAAAUUCUUGUUGGGUUAGAAUAUAUUCAUUCUUUAUGCCUUAUACAUUGUGAUCUUAAACCAGAAAAUAUAUUGAUGAAAUCUUAUUCAAAAGCAGAAGUUAAAAUUAUUGAUUUUGGAUCAAGCUGCUUUAUCCAUGACCAUUUAUCUUCUUAUGUUUAAAGUAGAUCAUAUAGGGCACCUGAAGUUAUUAUUGGAUGUAAAUAUGAUUAUAGAAUUGAUAUGUGGAGUCUUGGAUGUAUUCUUAGUGAACUUUAUAAUGGUUAAGUUUUGUUUUAAAAUGAUAAUAUUUAAGGAAUGCUUGCUAGAAUUAUUGGUAUUAUUGGACCUUUCCCUGAAUGGAUGAUGAAAGAAGGAAAACUUGUACAUAAUUUGUUUACAAGAGAAAAACUGAUUUACAUGGAAGUAUUUUAUUUUUUUUGUUCGAGUAUAUAUUAAAAAGUUUAAAAUUAAAAAAGCUCAGAAAUAAUUAAUAAAUAAAAAUAAAAAUCAGGAAAAAUAUAAAUUUUUGUUCCUAAAAAAACCAAUUUGAAAUCAAGGUUAAAAAUUGAUGAUAAUUUAUUCUUAGAUUUUCUCAGAUAAUUAUUAUAACUAGAUUAUACUAGAAGACCGACUGCUAAAGAGGCUAUGAGUCAUCUUUGGUUUUAAAAAGGUAGAUAUUAAGAUGGAUUAUGAUUAAAAUAUAAUUUUAAUAAUUAUUAGUAUAUAACA